GAGCGUAGCUCGAGCUCCCGCCACCUCUACCGCUCGUGAACCAGUAGCGCGGCUCAGCUGUUUCUGUUUACUAAACAAAGGAGCUAGAAAUCAGUUCAACGGUGGACGGCGAGCGGGUCACGUUCGUGUGUCCGUACACGGGGCACCACAUCUUUUUUUCUAACCUUUUUUUUUUGACCAACCUAAGAAACGAUCUCGCUACAUGAUUGCGAACGAAAAUCGCGAGUGCAUUUAACGAGGAUACUCCUCAUAAGCUCGUCGAUCGUUGACCACGAGAUACCAGACAGGUAUCGGAGGACCAAAGCGCGAAACAAGACGAGGAAACAAAUGCAGUAAACAUGCCGUCGAUGCUGGAAGCGCUGGAGCUGAAGUACGGCAGUUCAACGACCGACUGCUCCCUCACGGACGAGGAGACGGAGUCGAGCUCGCCGAAGGCCGCCCUCUCGGUCAGCAUUUUCAUUCCGAAGAAAUCACCCCGUCACACGGUGCCUGCUCUGCUCGUCUUGCAGGACUGCGACAUCGAAUCGGCCGGGAACGAUGCUGAGAAGCUGCGUAAUAAAUGUAAAAACGUCGAAGAGCUCGAUCUUGCGCAGAAUAAAUUGUCCCAGUGGACCGAAGUGUUCAGUAUACUUCAACAUAUGCCCAAGAUCAAAUUUGUCAAUCUGAGCUUCAAUUCUCUGGCCGAGGUUCUUGAGAUCAAGCAUGGUAGCUAUGAUCUGUUGAAGAAUUUAGUGUUAAAUGGAACCAGGGUUUCCUGGUCCACGGUACAAGGGCUCAUCCGUCUCCUGCAUAAUCUGGAAGAACUUCAUUUGUCCUUGAACGAGUACAAGACGGUCGAUUUGGAUUAUCAGAAGCCAGAGAAUGGGAACGAUUCGUUGAAGAAACUUCACUUCACGGGUAAUCCUGUUGAAGUUUGGAACGAGAUCUCCAAGCUUGGCUACAUCUUUCCCAAUUUGGAGAGUCUUGUAUUAGCAGAGUGUCCGAUAAGGUCGUUGGUUCUUGUGGAUAAUAGGAACUCGAAUGAGGAGACGCCGUGUACGAAGAAAGAGUCGGAGAAUUUGAGUCAGGAUAAUGAGAAUAUGAAUAAUUUGGACGUGGAGAAUACGUCGGUAGACGAGAAGGGGAAUAGGAUAUUCAGCGAGGGGAAGGUGAACUACGACAGGUCCGAGUCUGAGUCAGAGUCCAGUGGAAUCAGUAUCAAAUCCUCCCAUGAUCCUUUCAGGAAAUUGAGGUUCCUGAAUGUGAAUGGCACUCUGUUGUCCACAUGGGAUGAUGUAGAGAGACUAGCCAGGUUUCCUGUGCUGAAAUCUCUGAGGAUCCAGGGUUGUCCUCUUUUCGAGAGUCCUCGAGAGUACACGGAGCAUGAGAGGAGGCAGUUGUUAAUCGCUAGACUCCCAAACGUCGAGACAUUGAACGGCGGCGGUGUGAUAUCCUCACAGGAGCGGGAGGACGCUGAGAGGGCCUUCAUUCGCUACUACAUGGACAAACCGGAAGCUGAUAGGCCCGAAAGGUACUCCGAGCUGGUGGCUAUUCACGGAAAGCUGGAUCCGCUGGUACAUGUUGACCUGACGCCCGAGAAGAGGGUCAAGGUUACAUUCACAUAUGGAGACCUGAUCGAGGUUCGAUCCAUAGACGUGUACAGAACGGUUUUCGAGUUGAAAACCAAACUGGAGACGAUGGUGAAAAUCCCGGCGAACCGGAUGAGACUGUUUUACGUGGAUCAGGUGAUGAAGGCGCAGUACGGACCAGAAGAAAUGUUAUAUCCGAACAAGCAGCUAUAUCGAUACAACAUCCGGAACGGGGAUGAGAUAAUAAUCGACAGCAAAUUGAAUCGCUUCGUAUCGACGUCUUCGACCACCACGUCUUCUAUACGUUCCUGAAGAAGGUUUUUCAGCGAAUCGUCGGACGA
Messenger RNA from Habropoda laboriosa, 1909 nucleotides. It is a transcript of the gene mlt, whose product is annotated as tubulin-specific chaperone cofactor E-like protein. The coding region runs from base 339 to 1880 and encodes 513 amino acids. Gene Ontology annotation, molecular function: alpha-tubulin binding. NCBI's taxonomy places the organism in Eukaryota, Metazoa, Arthropoda, Insecta, Hymenoptera, Apidae. The transcript has 6 exons. The record is from RefSeq and is a predicted model, not a curated record. Gene Ontology annotation, biological process: protein folding.